Neofelis nebulosa (Clouded leopard) is the source of this 5567-nucleotide messenger RNA. It is a transcript of the gene P2RY6, whose product is annotated as pyrimidinergic receptor P2Y6. Gene Ontology annotation, molecular function: G protein-coupled UDP receptor activity; G protein-coupled UTP receptor activity; G protein-coupled ADP receptor activity. Bases 575 to 1561 code for a protein of 328 amino acids. Lineage: Eukaryota; Metazoa; Chordata; Mammalia; Carnivora; Felidae. Gene Ontology annotation, cellular component: plasma membrane. The record is from RefSeq and is a predicted model, not a curated record. The transcript has 4 exons. Gene Ontology annotation, biological process: cellular response to pyrimidine ribonucleotide; G protein-coupled receptor signaling pathway.
AGGGGUAGGGUGGAGAGGAGGAGGAGAAAAAUGGUUACUGAGGAGUGCCUCCCUGUGCCAAGCCCUGUCCUUAAAUGUUAUCUCACGCAACCUUCCCAACAGCCCUCAGGGGUAAAUGGGUGGUACCCAUUCUGAACGUCAGCACACUCAGAAGGUGAAGUAACUGUUCACAACUAGGUAGUGGCUGAAUGAGCUUGCAUGUUCUUGGGAUUCGCCCUGCCCUUUGCCAGCUCUGUGCUGCGGCAAGUUACUUCCCCUCCUUGAUUUCUUGGUUUCUUGCUACCUCCUGGGGCUUCUGUGAAACAUGCACGUGACAGUGUGUGGCAUAGGAACUGGCUAGCUAUAAGGGUUGUUCUGGAGUUAGAAUUUGCUCCAACGCCUCACAGACCACCGUGGAGCUCACUGACUCCUGGGUCCAUUAGAUUUAAGUUGCGAGUUCUCUCUGGGCACCAGUAAAUGUGGACACGCCAGUUGGGAGAUAAGAAGAUUGCAGCCAAAAGAAGAACCAUGGCUUUGGAAGGUGGAGUCCAGUCUGAGGAGCCUCUGUGGAUGCGGGAAGCAUAAUCGGGCAGCCAUGGAGUGGGACAACGGGACAGGACAGGCCCCGGGCUCACCGCCCACCACCUGUGUCUACCAAGAGAACUUCAAGAGACUGCUACUGCCACCUGUGUACUCAGUGGUGCUGGCGGCCGGCCUGCCACUGAACGCCUGUGUCAUCGCCCAGAUCGGCACAUCCCGCCGGGCCCUGACCCGCACGGCCGUGUACACCCUGAACCUGGCCCUGGCUGACCUGCUCUACGCCUGCUCCCUGCCCCUGCUCAUCUACAACUAUGCCCAAGGUGACCACUGGCCCUUUGGCGACCUCGCCUGCCGCCUGGUCCGCUUCCUGUUUUACGCCAACCUACACGGCAGCAUCCUCUUCCUCACCUGCAUCAGUUUCCAGCGCUACCUGGGCAUCUGCCACCCACUGGCCCCCUGGCACAAGCGUGGGGGCCGCCGUGCCGCCUGGGUAGUGUGUGGGGCCGUGUGGCUGGCUGUGGCGACCCAGUGUCUGCCCACAGCCCUCUUUGCUGCCACAGGCGUCCAGCGUAACCGCACCGUCUGCUACGACCUGAGCCCGCCUGCCCUGGCCUCCCACUAUAUGCCCUACGGCAUGGCCCUCACGGUCAUCGGCUUUCUGCUGCCCUUUGCGGCCCUGCUGGCCUGCUACUGCCGCCUGGCCUACCAUCUGUGCCGCCAGGACGGCCCCGCAGGGCCAGUGGCCCGGGAACGGCGUGGCAAGGCAGCCCGCAUGGCGGUGGUGGUGGCAGCCGCCUUUGCCGUCAGCUUCCUGCCCUUCCACGUCACCAAGACAGCCUACCUGGCGGUGCGCUCUACAUCUGGGGUCCCCUGCCCUGUGCUGGAGGCCUUUGCAGCUGCCUACAAAGUCACACGGCCCUUUGCCAGUGCCAACAGCGUGCUGGAUCCCAUUCUCUUCUACUUCACUCAGAAGAAGUUCCGCCGGAGGCCACAUGAGCUGCUGCAGAAACUCACGGCCAAGUGGCAGCGACGGGGUCCCUGAGCCCACCGGGGACAAGGACACCUGGGGCCGUGGCGCCAGAAGCCCCACCAACCCCAAACUGUGCAGAGAAUUAGAGCUUAGCUCAGCUGGGCAUGGAGUGAGGUCACCCCACAGACUCCAAAAUCUCAAUCAAUGACUAUUUAUUGAGCUCUUUCUCUGGACCGGGCCGUGUGGGCACAGAGAGACAAGCUCGGACCUGGCUCUCCAGAAGGUCCCAGUCAGCCCUGGAGAGGCAGGGAAACCAUGUUAAGCUGCUCACAAAAAUGGCGUGUGACAUGCACUGUAAUUGAGGAGCAUGCCGAAUGUUUUGGAGUCACCAAUAAAGGGAGUGAGGGAAGAUGGGAGGAGGAAGUGAGGGCUUCUGGAAAGGGGCAUUUGAGCUGGAUUUUGAGGGAUGAAUAUGAGCUCUCUGGAGCUCUCUGGAGGUAUGUGAUGUUCCAUUCAUUCAGCAAAACUUUACCUACACCUUGUGCUUGGGCCUGGGUUGAUUCCGGGGCCCCAGGAGAACAAGUCCCAGCUCUGCCCCAUAUAGGCUCCCAACUACUGGAUAUACUGACAUUUGACAAAGUGACGUCAAGACUGUGACAGAGGGAAGCAUGGCUGGCGGGGAGGGGUGAACAGAGGAUACCCGUGAUCCAGUCCAAGGAGUCAGGAAAGAUUUCUCAGGGCGGGGCUGGGGGGCAUCUGAACCAGAUGUUGAAGGCUGAGUGGCAGGUCAGCAAAUGGAAGUGGGGAGCGUGUUCACCCAGCCUGGGAUGGCCCUAAUCUAGACUCUGCGCUGGAGGAGAUGGGUAGAGAGCUGGAGUGGGGGGCAGGCAUAUGGUCUGCUGUGUGUGAAAGUUGAGAAAACAAAAUCUGUCCCAUGGCCACCCUUCAGGCUGUGGGGGCUGAGCAGAGGGAAGAAUCAGGGAGCACUUCUUCAAAGAGUGGAGCUUAAGCCAGGGAGGAAUCCAAAAGACAGAGAGAAGGAGGCUGCUCCUGCUGGAAGGCACUGGGUGCAUAAAACCCAGAGGCAGAGACCUGUUGAAUCUGGCUGCAAAUCAAUAGUGAGUUUCAGUUAAGUCCAAGAGGGGAUGGAGUGGGUGGGACCAGAGCAUUGAAUGCCAGGAAGAGCCCCAGACCCCACCUCUCCUCCACCUAUCUCUUCGCAUGGGCCUCUUUCAGCCUCAGGGUAUCCUGGGUGCCUGAGGAACCCUCCACCAGGCCCUCCCCCCCAAGUGAAGGGAAAUAGCCCUUCAAUAUUGCUUCAUUUUAGAAGGAGAAGUCAACUUGAAGAGACUCAGGGCCAUGCCAGGGCUACCAGGAGGCUGCCACAUGGAGGUGCAGAAGUCCUGUGGCCAGUCUCAAGACAGACUGUUCCAUGGGUUCUGCUCCUGCCCUCUCACCUUCAUCAUUCUGGCCUGUGGGUGCCUGGGAGGCUGCUGGAGGCCAUCUCACAGGGGCAUCUCAAACACAGACCUGAGCCUUCAAAAGCUUUGGCAAGGCAUCUUCACUGAAGGUCUCUGAGAAGACAGCCAAGGGAUUCUGCCACAUAAGGCCUCUUUACCUGCUCUCCCCACCCACCCCUCCUUUCGGCCCCACCCACACAGCUCCUCACCCUCUCUGCUCCUUUUCCUCAUAUCUCCACACACACCCCCACCGGACUCCCCCUCACUUCUCCUCCAUUCCUUAUUCCUUCCUCCCAGGUCCCAGCUUUCCACCUGUAGAACAAUUUCACCUGCCCUUGGCUGCUCAGACCCUGUACCCGAACCAGCCUUGACAAAGAGUCUACCUUCUUAGAGGGUAGAGCCGAGAGAGGGCAGGGCAUAGGGACAGGGCAGGGAGGGGAAGGACUGCAUAGCUUACUCAGCAUUUUUCUUUUAGCCCUGUCUAAUCUCCAAGGCUGUUGGGCAAUGGGGGCAUUCAGAGAAGGGCUCUGUGGGAGUUAAACCCCAUAGUAAUGUUGGAAGUGUGCUUGCAGCUGUCUGAGGAAGUGGGAAAACCGGGCCCAAACCAUCUUGGGAACCCAUCAAAAGUGCCCUUGCUGAAGAGGUUGAUGAUAAUUUGGACAGAAGGGACUUUGAUUCUUUGGGUCACAGGGAAGAGAUGUGAGGAAAUGUCAGAAGGUGUAUAUUCCCAACACAGUGCAAUGUCCUGCCAAGUAGUACAGAUGAUGCUUGCCUUGCAUCUUGUUGAGAGUCUGAGAUGAGACUCUUCAGUUGCCUGUCAUGGGGGAGUAGGGCAGCAGGAGAGCGGAAGGCAGAGGGCCUCUGCCACAGUGCCCAGAGCAUCCCAGAUGACUGUCCUAGCAGACUGCCGAGAAUGGCGACCCUUUCUCUGGUUACUUUUCCAAGAGUGAACAUUGUGGGCCACAGGUAAAUUCCAUUUCCAGCAUCCCUUCGCAAGGCAGAACAGCAUAAAGGGUGGAAACUGCAGACCCAGCUCAACCUGAGCAUGUAUCUUGGCUCUACCACUUACUAGUUAUGUUACUCUGGGCAAGUUAUGUAGCCUCUUUGUACCGUAACUUCCCAAGCUAUAAAAUGGGAAUGAUGAUGCUAUGUGUCUUGCAAAGUGGUUGUGAGGAUUAAUACGUGCAAAGCACCCAGAGUAAUGCCGAAACACAGUAAGCAUGCAAUGAGUGUUGCUAUUGUAAUGACUUUGCCUUUUGUGCACGCAAGUUCCUCCAGUCUCUCUCUCUAGGAAUUUGCCUAGGAAGUUUCUAAACAAGGGGCUCUGAGCAAGGGAUUUCUCCUUCCUUCACCUGGGGAGGCAGCUGGUCUUUUAAGAAAAAAAACUUCACACGCUUUUUUUUUCCCCUUCAGAACAAGGGUCAUAAUCCAUGAGCCCCAUCUAUCUACUCCUACAAGAAGGAAAAACCAUUUAUUAAUGCCAGUACGAGAGACUCCCGAGUGCCAUUUGGGGAGCUUGAAUUUCCCCCCUUCUUCCUCCCUCCUUUUGUCCCCAUCCCCUAAUCUCUCUCCUCACUUUAACCCAGAGCACACCCGGGGAUAGGGGCUUCAGCUGGGGAUGUCUGCUCACUGGGGUAAAGACAGAGGAGACACGGACGAAGGUGUGGAGGUAGAGUGUGGUGAGGGGUGGGGGAGCAUGUGGGUUCAUAGGGGUCCAAGGUGAUGCUCUGGGCUUGAGGAAGAUUUCCUGGGGUGCAGCAGUGCAGCUGGGGCUUGAAGGAUGGCCAUAAUUAGACUGAAGAAGAGAGGGCAAGUUUGUUCUGGUGCAGGGAACAGCACAGCCUAAGGUGUAGAGGCUGUUGGAGGAAAGAUAGCAAGAGAUUAGGCUGGAGAGUUGGCAGGGCCUGAGAGUGAAAGGCUUGGUGCCAGCCCAGGGGAGCACCGGGGAGCCACAACAAUGACAGCAGUGGCCAUUUGUUGGGCUCUGCAGGUCCUGGGCACAUGCAGUGUGCUGUACAUACGUUUUCUCAUUUAAUCCUUACAAUACCUCCAAUUACAGAUGGGGAUACUGAGGCCCAGAUGUGAGAAUUGACCUGUGAAGGUCACACAGUCUUUCUCUAACCCAGAUACUAGAUGCCCCCCUUGCCUUACUCGACCUGCCUCGCUUCCCUUUCCUUUUAUUACGUGUCUUUCAAGUGCCCACCUGCCUCAGCCAGUGCCAGUAACUGGGGAUCCCCCUAGGAAGUUGUAACAGAGCCGGCUAAGUGCCAACUGCAGUAUUAACUCUCCUUUAAUUGGGCACAAGUUCUCCUAGGAUGAAAACUUCAUUUCCCAGCCUUACUUGCAGCUGGGUAUGACCAGGUAUCUUAAUCCUGGGCAGUGGGAUAUAAGCAAAGUGGCCUACAGCAGUUUAACACAGGAAGGGGAUGAAGGUCUUUAAAAGAUAGGUGGGGUCUGUCCUUUGCCUCCCCUCCCUUCUUGCUGCUUACAAUGGGGGCCUCACAGCUGGGGCACCAUCUUGGACCAUGAGAAACAGCUUGGGUUUCUGACCAUUCCGGUUUGGGGCCACCGAAUUUGGACUUUUGCACAAGAGGGAAAUAAAUGUCUAUCUUUUUUAA